AUGGAGGUGGAGAAGCCCAGUAAACUGAUCAGCCGCAUUCUUGUCUCCCGGUCCACGGUGCAUCUUGGGGAGUCGUUUCAAAUCUCGGUGAGGACCGCUGGAAAGAAGAAAAGUAGCAUCCAUGUCGCCAUCAACGGAACUCUUGGCAAAGAGCAAUAUCUCCAGCUUACAGGAAAGCCCGGAAAACGAAAGAUAUUUGUGACGGCUUUUGCGGACAACAAACGUUGCGAGUCCCGGGAGGUUGUGAUAGAGGCAAUCCAACGUUCUGAUUGCGACAAGUUUCCAGAGAUUGAGGUCUCGAAAGGCCAUCAUCAAAACCAUGACGUCGUAUUCAGAGUGUCGAAUGGCAAGGAGGUUGCACCAGACCCUGGAACUCGAUAUCUGUGGGACUUUGGACGUGGUCAGAAGGGAGUUUCGGCUGAGCCUGUUCUGACACAUUCUUUUGAAGACAGUCUUGAUCCAGACUCCCCGUAUACCACGUUCCAUGUUAUGCUUACUGUUGUCGGUCGCAAUGAGACGAAAAUCACCGCAGCGCGAAGCUUCACCAUGUGGAACAGCUACGUUGUUGACAAGCUUCGCGGACUCCUUAAGCCGAAGUUGACUUACGAGUUCCGGGCCCUGCGGGACCAGAAAAUGCUGACCGCUGCAUUCACGGUCCACAAUGUGGAGGACGAGCCUCUUGAAUUCGAUACCCAAAACCUGGAAUAUCUUCGCGACGACCCCGAGGCCGUCAAUCCUAUCAGCAGAGCGACCAAAGUCGACUUUGUGAUAAUUGCUAAAUCAGCGAACACCUACGACUGCAGCAUCCUGCAUGCAGACCUCCCUGCGGGAUGUUUUGGGUACGCUGUGCACCUUACCGGCCAUACCCGAUCCAAAAAGGUCGUCCGCGCGAGUGCUUACUUCGAGUAUUGUGACAACAACCGAGCCCUGAGAGUGAUCCGUGAUCCGAAAGCCAUCCGUGUAUUCAAUGACCUCCGUAAUGACUCAUGUUGUCGCAGAAGAAUUGACUCCUUCACAAGGGUUGAGGUUGAGGAACACCUGCGGCGGGCUACUAAUGAAAUAUCACUCGACACGAUCGACCUGGUCCGAGGUGUAUUGGAUCAGAGGACUCUCGCCAUGAACGGCGGCCGCAGUGGCGUGGAGGACUUCGUUGGGCGGGAGUGCGUUCCCGACGAAGAGCCUCCGGUUGACGGGAUUGUAUGCCAGCUGACGGAAGAAUGGGCAUGGGUGGUCGUUCCUGGUCGUAUCAUCAAUGCUCAGAAGGGAGACACGAUCCUCUCCCCCGGUGGGAACAGCGCCAUAGGCGGCCUCCUGAAGCAAGUCACUCCGCCGCAGAUGUACUCCCAUAAUGGCAUCAUGACUCAGAACUUCUACACAAUUCGUCAUUCUACCGGCUCUACUGCCUGGCUUAAGGAUCACCUUGCCGGCAGUUUCCUUGGAAACAAAGGCACUGAUGGUAUCGAGCCGGAUGCCCUAAAAUAUUUGUGGCCCGGCACUGUCGAUCAAUCCGUGGAGGAAGCAUUCAACGGGUCUCGCUUUCCAGAUCCAGAAGGCAGGACUGACGAGUAUGGUCAGAUUAAAACCUAUCGCAUCGCCGAUUUCAGCGCGGAGCCCUCCAUCAACGCGAAUGCCGAAUUCAUUGACCCUUUGGUGGUGAAACCGCAUCCCUACGACGAAGCGCUUCAUCCAGAGGUCCGGACUAUUUUACACAAAGUCGCUGAAGCUGCUAAAAGCAUUCGCGGUCACUACCGCUUUUUCUGCUAUACGGAUGGACAUAUAUCUGAUCCGGCCUUCGGGGCAGCCUACCGCGCUCCCGACCGAGGCCCUACUUGGUGGGCUUCGAAUACCCUGCCCACAGUCUGUGCAUCCUUUGUCUGGGCCGCAAUGCGUGCAGUUAAAGACCCACAGGUCCGAUUGGAAGGUCGGAACACUUUCACUGUACCGGGGGAUCUCGAGGACAGUGAUAUACAGAGCGGUGCGCAGGUCGACACACAGACCGUGGAUGGUCUGUACCAUUACACGGCUGAAGAGCGCACUACAGCAGCGAACUGGCUCUACAAGUACUUCUACGAUCUUGCCGAGGCCAACUUUCCCGACUGGAUCCCCAACUGGCUCGCCGGAGACGCACCGGACGAUGUUGCCAACCAGGUAUGUAACACGUUCGCUUUCGAUUGGAGCGGCAAAGACGAGGCUGGAAACCACGCCAAGGACUCCGAUCGUUGGAAAGAGCCUGGGGAUGGCCGAGCUGUCUCCCCUAAUGAUAUCAAAAACUGGGAUGCACCCACACAUAGCGAUGGCAACAGCAACGUCUUCCGGGGUGUUUAUGGCCACUCAGAGAAGGUAAUUUAUCGUCCUGCACGCAUCGAGUGGCGCAGGAUCAACCGAUGGGUCAAGACGAAAGCAAAGAGCUUCGCCAAGGGAGAUGUCGCGUACAGGGGGAAUGCCGUCGCUGGAGCGCUUGUGAAGGCCGGCGGCAAAACCACUGUCACUCAAUUGGACGGCACCUUCAAAUUGGAGUUGCCCAGCGGAAGUUAUCACAUCGAAGCCGGGAAGCCGAUAUCUGGCUUAUACGCCGAAGGCUCCUCUGACGCGACUCUGCUGGAGGGCCAGACCGUCGACGUUCGUAUCCUGUUAUCAGAUCCUCCAGAACUCUUCAGGCAAGUCGUCCUCCGGGGUACAAUGCACCUGAAAGAUGAAGAGAACUGGCCUGACUCAAAUGAGUACGCUACACGAGUGAUGUCGCCCAGAUUCAUCAACAUCGGCCCAUACGGCACGCAUGCGGAGCUCGGUUGGAACGAGGGUAUGGGCGGGGAGGUGCGCGCCGAGCUGUAUCUCAACCUUGACUGGAUCCCCGGGUCGUCCAUCACGGUCACUUGGACGCUGAAGCUGUUCGAAGGGACGUCGGAGGCCACGGACGACCUAGACGGCGAGCUAAGCGGGAGCCUCUCCGUCGCGAAGGAUGCAACUCAGGAGCUACCGGUCAAGGUCAAGAACACAGACGAGGGUGACGAUGAUUAUGUCGAUUUGAGACUAUUUAUCUCCAAUAACCGUGCGCCAUAG
Molecule: messenger RNA, 3060 nt
Organism: Pochonia chlamydosporia 170
Lineage: Eukaryota; Fungi; Ascomycota; Sordariomycetes; Hypocreales; Clavicipitaceae
Exons: 1
Coding region: 1-3060 (1019 amino acids)
Source: RefSeq, a predicted model, not a curated record